Aspergillus chevalieri is the source of this 1614-nucleotide messenger RNA. Its product is annotated as C2HC5-type zinc finger protein. Lineage: Eukaryota; Fungi; Ascomycota; Eurotiomycetes; Eurotiales; Aspergillaceae. Gene Ontology annotation, biological process: regulation of DNA-templated transcription. The record is from RefSeq and is a predicted model, not a curated record. The coding region runs from base 1 to 1614 and encodes 537 amino acids. Gene Ontology annotation, cellular component: nucleus. Gene Ontology annotation, molecular function: zinc ion binding. The transcript has a single exon.
AUGAGUGCCGCAAACCUCGUCUCAUGGGGCACUCCGCGCCUCGCCCAACUCCUCCCGCUGGACGAAGAAAGUCUUGGAGAGAUCAUCACGUACUCCGCUACACUCUCGAAAGAAGAAUGCGCAGAACAUCUUAAGAACCUCUUGGGCGAUUCCCCCGGAGCUUUCGAAUUCAUCGCAUCUUUCAACUCACGCCGCGAAGCCCAACAACCAUCACCACCACGAAGCGGGGAAUCCACGCCGGCGGCAGGAAGCAGGAACAACUACGAUAAAGGCGGCACAACGAAGAAAGGUGGUAAAAAGGGACGGGCACCGCUGCACAGCGCAGGUCCUCCGCGCAGGCCAGAAAAUUAUGGUGAUGUGACUGGGGGGUAUAGGAAGGCUGAGAAGGAUGAGGACUACAUGUCCAUGGCACGUUCGCAGAAUAACAACGCAGGUGGUGAUGCGGCGUCAUCAUUGUCCGCUGAGCCAGCAGCACUCCUACGUCCGUCGCCUCGUGAAUCCGCUGCUUCGUUGCGUAACCCGUCCCCCGCUCCGAAGAACAAAGCUCCGCCCUCUGCCUCCGGACCGGUCAUCUCAGAGCUCCUCCCUAACGUCAAGUCCAAGUCCGCUAAGCCCUCUUCCUCUCGACAAGGUGGCUCUGCUGCCGCGGGCUCUUUCAAGAACUCAUUGACUACAAACGACAUCUCUGAUCUUACGGCUGCUAUUGCCGCCUUGGAGGUCUCCACCAACCCGACUUUGAGUGCAGAGCGAAGGAAAUGCACAUGCUAUGCCUCGAUACAUCCAUUGUUUGAUCCGGCACCGAACUGCCUUAGCUGCGGGAAGAUAAUUUGUUCGUUGGAAGGUCUGCAGCCAUGCUCGUUUUGCGGAACACCACUGCUGUCGAACGAUGAAGUACAAAGCAUGAUCAAGGAACUACGAGCAGAACGGGGACAAGAGAAGAUGCGGGUGCAUAAUGAAGGGGUACAGCGGGAAGGUGGAUCAAGGCCUGCACCUGGGUCUGGUGGCUCUUCUAGUCAGCUUGACGCAGCCAAGGCGCAUCGAGACCGACUCUUGAACUUCCAAGCACAGAAUGCCCGUCGAACGCGCGUCGUGGACGAGGCGGCCGAUUUCGAGACACCCAAUUUAGCGUCAACGAUCUGGAUGAGUCCUGCACAGCGGGCACUAGCAUUGAAGAAGCAGCAACGGGUCUUACGCGAGAUGGAAGAGAAAGCACGGCCAGAAUGGGAGAAGAGGAAAACCAUCAUGAGUCUAGACAUCAAAGGCGGCCGAGUGAGGAAGGUUUACCAUGAGGCACCAGCCGAGUCUGGCCCCUCGAAAGAGGAACAAGAAGAAGAAGAGAAAGCGGAGGAGAUUUUAGCUGCUGCUGAUGGGCAGCAACGAACUGGAGGCGAUGCAUUCAGUCAUAACCCUCUUAUUGCAGCAGGUGGGUUGCUACGGCCUGUCUGGAAGGGUAGCUCUGGGGAUAAACCCGAGGCGCGUAACGAGAGAAAGCCACAGACAUGGCGGCGUGUGCAGGAUGACAAAGAUGACAACGAACAAUGGAUUCUUGAUGGGGGCUUGCAUGGACAUACGACUGAUCUCUCGCCGGUACAUUGUCAAUACUCAUAUGGAUGA